Messenger RNA from Anopheles stephensi (Asian malaria mosquito), 1866 nucleotides. RefSeq names its product semaphorin-2A-like. Gene Ontology annotation, molecular function: protein binding. Lineage: Eukaryota; Metazoa; Arthropoda; Insecta; Diptera; Culicidae. The record is from RefSeq and is a predicted model, not a curated record. The annotation marks the transcript as partial. The transcript is spliced from 3 exons.
GUCGGGAUUGGACGUGUUUUUUGAUCGGUGUUAGCGUAUGCGAGGAUAGCCCAUUACCGUUGCUACAUCCGCUGCAGAACCAGCGGCAGCAAACGCAUUUUCACCACCAAUACCAAUAACCCCCAGGAAAAGGGGGAAAAAAAACUCCCCAAAAGUUCGGUGUGCAAAGUAUCUUCGCGCUGCAGGUACGUAGCCCACUCGCAUUUUCCGGCCACGAAGGGCCAGCUUUCUUGACGGCAAAAGCUGGCUACGUUCGUGCAGGGGCACGAAAGACGACCGAUGUGAAGGGUGGCUGGCAGGAGAUUGAACGGAGUGGGAGCUCGCGCAAAAGGGAAUGACGGUGGUAACAUUCCCUUAAACCGUACCUUAUGUUUAAUGUGUUCCAGCGUCGAAGGCAUCGAAGUGAAUUUCAUUAGACAGGCCCGUUUUUCGACAGCCGUAAUUUGAGUGAAGUGUCGGAGCGUGUGUGCGUGUGUGUGCGGGUGGAAGUCGAUGGGUCGCGAGGGUGUGUUAUGGCGUUCGGUGUUGUUGUGGUGCAAAGCAAAACGGUUUGAUGCAGUGGGCAUCAAGUCGAGCAACGCGAGCCAUUGAGAACAGAGCGUGCUGAAUGGGAGGCGAAUGUUAGUGAAUGAAUAUUUCGCGGAAAGUUUAGCACUGCCUUCCUUAGCAGAAGCAAAUGAAGGCUUGCCUACAACAAGGCCUUGUCACGCGUCGUUCUUAGUACGGAGUCUAUCAGAUGUGAGAUGUGCGUGAGUAGGAUGCUUAUACUGGUGAGGUUCAAAAAUAGCUUCAGAGAAUCUUGCUGAAAUUUCAAGGACCUUGCCAGAGGAGACAUCAGAACAUAUGGUAAACAUAGUUUCGUAAACGGAGUCAUUUUGGCAGCUGUCAUUUUGAAGGAUUAAAACCGUGUGUCCUCUCGCUCUCCCCCUCGUUCGCGAUGAUUAACUUUCUUCCGGUCUAGUUCUAAACACAGCAUUCAACGAGUAUCGGUAAAGUUCCGGAAGAGAAUCGGAUACGGAUCUCCUCCCAGCAUAGUCCGCGGUGUUAGUUUGUAGCGUAACAUUCACAAUGACCGUACGCGACCGUACAUCUGUGGCAGCGUGCAUUUAGUUCGGUAUUUAAUUUUCCCCAAAAAGCCUUCGAAACCAUAUCGAAUUGUGUGUAUCGUGCACGCAGUGGAGAAGCGGCCAAUCCGGGGCGUAAACGAGUGAGCAUUCCCACUAAGUGUGCAUUUGUGUGUGUGUGUGUGUGUGUGGAUGUAUGCAGUGUGUCGAGGUAGUAAAGAGUCGACAUUUUAGAGGUCGACGUUAAGCCAAAAAAGAGCCGCGUUAGGGCCAAAAAAGUGAAAGAAGGAAGUAGCGGCUGAGUGUUUGUGCUGCUGAAGUGUGUGUGUGUGAGUGUGUGUGGUGGUCACCGUGGAGUGGCCGUGCACGGGUUGGAAAUCCGAGAAACAUUACCACAAUGUUACCAACAUCAUCAUACUCAUCCUUGGCAGCAGCAUCAGCGUCGGUGGUAUCAGGACGAGCGCCGAGCACGCUGGGUACACCGACUCACCGGCCGAGAAUGCUGCUGGUCAUGGUGCCGACCGUGGUGCUGCUGCUGCUCGGGCUACUGUUCCUUCCGGGCGUAGUGCAGGGAGAUUAUGAAAAUACAUGGAACUCGUACUACGAGCAACCGUGCUGCGGUGGCACCACCAACGGGCCCUUCCAUCUGCGCCAUCACGGAGAUCACGUACGGGAGUUCCAGUGCGGCAAAUUCUACUACCGAACGUUCUACAUGGACGAGGACCGGGACACGCUGUACGUCGGUGCCAUGAACCGGGUGUACAAGCUUAACUUAAAAAACAUCAGCAUGACAUCGUGUGAG